AUGGUGACCCUCGGGAAUGACGAGGUGUCGCGAGCAGCAGCAGAUGCUGCUGGGGCAGUGCGGCGACAGCAGGAUCACGUGCCUGCCGUGGUGUGCCAUCUACCGCCUGCGCGCCCAGCUGCCGCCCGCUGUCGUUGUCGAUGGUGCGCUGCCCACGCUGCAUUCCCCGUGCUCUCAUUCCACGCCGCAUUCCCCGUGCUCUCAUUCCACGCCGCAUUCCCCGUGCUCUCAUUCCACGCCGCAUUCCCCGUGCUCUCAUUCCACGCCGCAUUCCCCGUGCUCUCAUUCCACGCCGCAUUCCCCGUGCUCUCAUUCCACGCCGCAUUCCCCGUGCUCUCAUUCCACGCCGCAUUCCCCGUGCUCUCAUUCCACGCCGCAUUCCCCGUGCUCUCAUUCCACGCCGCAUUCCCCGUGCUCUCAUUCCACGCCGCAUUCCCAGCCUCUCCCCGCCUCUUUACUCUUAUCCACGCCUCUGGACACCUCUCCACGCCGCGCCCUGCCUCUUUCCACGCCUCUCCACGCCCCUAUACAACCUUUAAUUGA
Messenger RNA from Closterium sp. NIES-65, 543 nucleotides. The record is from the annotation of a GenBank genome assembly. Lineage: Eukaryota; Viridiplantae; Streptophyta; Zygnematophyceae; Desmidiales; Closteriaceae.